CAUAAAAAAAAUAAAAAAUUAAAAAAAACGCAGAGAUAUAGAAAAUCUGGAGAUUUAUCGAGAUAUGGUGACAUUGAAUUCAGUGGAUAUAAAUUAAUGAGGAUUCGACACCCCUGCAAAAUUUCCUUAAAAGAAUAAUAUCAAUACGGUAGAUGUCGAAGCUCUCUGAUUCCCAUUUCCCUGUAAUGGCUAUCCAAUAAUAUCCUCCGAUCCGCAGCCACGUAAGAGUUUCAAUUUGAUUGAUAUCAUCGCCAACCAAAUCCCUCCCCCAUGGCUUCCAUGCCACUUUGACAACCAUUGGCAAUUAAUUGCUUCUUCUCCUUCUUCUUCUUAUUCCUCCAGAGAUUUUAAUUGUUGAAGUAUGGAGAUCCCGUCGAACAAUUCAAGAUCAGGUUCAGACCCAGUGACUAGAACCGCUUCAAACCAAUAACCCACUUUGCAAAAUUGUUCAAACUCAUCAUCAACCAUGCCACAAGACCUCCCCAUCACCACCACCACAAUCAUCCCCACAGCCAAUAAGAAGUUAUCUCUGGUACCUCUCAUCUUCCUCAUCUACUUCGAAGUCGCAGGAGGACCCUACGGCGAAGAGCCAGCAGUCCAAGCAGCCGGACCACUCUUUGCCAUCCUCGGCUUCCUAAUCUUUCCUUUCAUUUGGAGUGUCCCUGAAGCUCUAGUCACUGCAGAGCUCUCCACCGCCUAUCCUGGAAACGGAGGUUUUGUGAUCUGGGCAGAGCGUGCUUUUGGUCCCUUUUGGGGUUCUUUAAUGGGGACAUGGAAAUUCCUCAGUGGGGUCAUCAACAUAGCUGCUUUCCCUGUUCUUUGCAUAGAUUAUUUGGAGAAGAUUUUACCGGCUUUUGAAUCCGGUUGGCCUCGCUACGUUGCAAUCUUGGUCUCAACUCUGCUUCUUUCGUUUCUCAACUAUACUGGUUUGACAAUCAUUGGAUAUGUGGCUGUGCUGCUAGCCGCAGUCUCUCUUUCACCAUUCAUUUUGAUGUCUGUGAUUGCCAUUCCAAAGAUUCAUCUCCACAGAUGGAUGAGUCUGGGACAGAAGGGUGUGAAGAAGGACUGGAAUUUGUUCUUCAACACCCUCUUCUGGAACCUGAAUUUCUGGGACAAUGUCAGCACUUUAGCUGGAGAAGUGGAAAAGCCUCAGAAAACUUUUCCUCUGGCUCUUUUUGUGGCUGUGAUAUUCACUUGCUUGGCUUACUUGGUACCGCUUUUUGCAGUGAUUGGAUCAGUGUCUGUGGACCAAUCCAGAUGGGAAGCAGGGUUUCAUGCUGAGGCUGCGGAACUCAUAGCUGGGAAAUGGUUGAAGGUGUGGAUUGAAGUCGGUGCUGUGUUAUCAGCAAUUGGACUGUUUGAAGCCCAAUUAAGCAGCAGUGCUUAUCAACUUCUGGGUAUGGCGGAUUUGGGAAUUUUGCCCAAGUUUUUUGCAGCUCGUUCAAAAUGGUUCAACACUCCCUGGGUUGGGAUUGUUCUGUCCACUGUCAUCGCUCUUGGGGUUUCCUACAUGGAUUUCCAAGACAUAAUUUCGUCAGCAAAUUUCUUGUACAGUUUGGGAAUGCUGUUGGAAUUCUCGUCCUUUCUUUGGCUGAGAAGAAAGUUGCCUGCUUUAAAGAGGCCGUUUAAAGUUCCUAUGGGGCUGCCAGGAUUGGUGAUAAUGUGUUUAAUUCCAUCUGGGUUUCUGAUUUUUGUGAUGGCAAUUGGCACUAAGAGAAUCUACUUGAUUAGUGGAUUGAUGACUGUGGGUGGGAUUGGAUGGUUCUUCUUUAUGAAAUUUUGCAAGUCAAGGAAUUGGUUUAAGUUCAGCAGUGAUCAUGAAAUUCAACAAGAUGAGCAUCAAACAUUUCAGCAUUUAUGAUCCGUAAUUAAAAGUGUUGGACAGAAUCUUCUUCAGCUCCAACUUUUUAAUUGUACUUGAUGAGCUUUGAGUUUGCGAUGAGUUGGACACCCACAAAGUUGAUUUGAUAUAAAGAUACUUGGAUCUGUAGUUCAUAAUCUAUUAUUCUCCAUUUAUAUGUAUUUUUUUUUCCCCCAAAGAAAAAGAGAAUUAAGGAGAUUUCUUUUUGGCCACUAAGAAAUAUAGAAAAGGACUAACAAAAGAUAGCACAACCUUGUAUCCAUUAAAGCAGUAGAUAUCCAUUUCCAUUGGCUCUCUUCUCCCCUAAAAUUCUUAGUGGUUGAUCCUCGUUAAUGCUCAAUUUGUUUCUGAACAUAAAUUGAAUAUGAUUUCUUAAAAA
Molecule: messenger RNA, 2240 nt
Organism: Ziziphus jujuba (common jujube)
Lineage: Eukaryota; Viridiplantae; Streptophyta; Magnoliopsida; Rosales; Rhamnaceae
Product: probable polyamine transporter At3g13620
Exons: 1
Coding region: 467-1861 (464 amino acids)
Biological process (GO): transmembrane transport
Cellular component (GO): membrane
Molecular function (GO): transmembrane transporter activity
Source: RefSeq, a predicted model, not a curated record